This is a messenger RNA of Aphanomyces astaci, 525 nucleotides long. RefSeq lists its product as hypothetical. Lineage: Eukaryota; Oomycota; Saprolegniomycetes; Saprolegniales; Verrucalvaceae. The transcript has 4 exons. The record is from RefSeq and is a predicted model, not a curated record. Bases 1 to 525 code for a protein of 174 amino acids.
AUGCGGUCCGUCAAGCGAUUGGAGAACGCCCAAUCUUCCUCGCGACCCUUCAAGUGCGACCUCGCGAAAGCCACACGGCCAGCGGAGGAGUUUUUCGGACUCCGCUUCGCCGAAUUUGUCAACAUCCAGCUUGAUCAACUUCAGACGAGAAGCCGAUAUGAGGGAAUCUUGGAGGGUGCGGCCAUGUGUCAUCAUGGUGGAAGCCUGCUCUUCUUAAGGUCGCCAUUUUCUCGCGAGCGACGCGGAGAGAGUAUUCAAGGAUUCAGCGACUUGUUCUUCCAAUGCCUUCUGGGUGGCAGUAGCUUCGGCGACCGAGAGUUCGAUCGUGCUACCGAUGCCUUCCACAAGGCGAGCUUGGUUGUCGGGAGUCAUCCCCCCGAGGAGAAGCGCAGUAUCGUUGUCGCCAAAACCGCGACGCAAAAAUGGCGCCUUGAACCCACGGUGGAAGAAGUGUUCCAGAACACGUCCAUGUCCUGCCACAAGACGUUCCCCUGCCGGCGGCAGCAGCGUCAGCACUGCCAGUGA